UGUGUUUGUUGUGCAUUUCUGUACUGUCUAGACAUUCUUUUUACCAAAGCAGAUAUACAGGGUAUAACUUGUGCAGUUUUAUUUAGGUUGGCAUUUUUUAAUUAACUCUCUGGGGUGAUUUCAGAGGUGUGCACAUAAACAGAUGAAAUGGAGAAGUCAAGGAAACUGGGAUCAGUGAAAGAUGAGGACCAAUUUUAUCAUCAGGGUGCUGUGGAGCUGCUGGUCUUUAACUUUUUGCUUAUCCUUACCAUACUAACCAUUUGGCUUUUUAAAAAUCACCGAUUCCGCUUUCUGCAUGAAACGGGAGGCGCCAUGGUCUACGGUCUCAUCAUGGGAUUAAUUUUGCGCUACGCGACAGCACCAUCUGAUCUUGAAAAUGGAACUGUCUAUGAUUGUGAAAAGCUCAAAGUUGGCCCACCCACUCUGCUUGUUAACAUCACAAAUCAAGUCUAUGAGUAUCAGUACAAAAGAGAAAUCAGCCAGCAUAAUGUCAACGCACACCAAGGCAAUAUGAUGCUCCAAAAGAUGACCUUUGAUCCUUCAAUCUUCUUCAACGUUUUAUUACCUCCAAUUAUAUUUCAUGCUGGAUACAGUUUAAAGAAAAGACAUUUUUUUCGCAACUUGGGAUCAGUAUUAACAUAUGCCUUCUUGGGGACUGCAAUUUCUUGUAUUGUGAUAGGGUUGAUAAUGUAUGGAUUUGUAAAAGGCAUGAUCCAUCUCAGGCAGCUGAAGAGUGGUGACUUUCACUUCACUGACUGUUUGUUCUUUGGUUCUUUAAUGUCCGCUACAGAUCCAGUGACAGUCCUGGCUAUUUUCCAUGAGCUCCAUGUUGACACAGAUCUCUACACACUCCUUUUUGGUGAGAGUGUCCUAAAUGAUGCUGUGGCUAUAGUUCUCACAUACUCAAUAUCGAUUUACAGCCCCAAGGAGAACCCCAACGCUUUUGAUGCUGCUGCCUUCUUCCAGUCGGUGGGGAAUUUUCUUCGGAUUUUUGCUGGAUCUUUCGCUAUGGGGUCUGCCUACGCUGUUGUCACUGCUUUAUUGACAAAGUUUACCAAGCUAUGUGAAUUCCCUAUGCUAGAAACUGGUCUCUUUUUCCUUUUGUCUUGGAGUGCCUUCUUGUCUGCAGAAGCUGCUGGACUUACAGGAAUAGUGGCAGUCCUUUUUUGUGGAGUCACACAGGCCCAUUACACGUACAACAAUCUGUCAGCAGACUCCAAAAUGAGAACUAAACAGAUGUUCGAGUUCAUGAACUUUUUGGCAGAGAAUGUUAUCUUCUGCUACAUGGGAUUAGCACUGUUUACUUUUCAAAAUCACAUCUUCAAUGCACUGUUUAUAUUUGGCGCAAUUGUGGCAAUUUUCAUAGCGAGAGCUUGCAACAUAUAUCCACUUUCCUUCAUUCUCAACUUGGGCCGAAAACAAAAGAUUCCCUGGAAUUUUCAGCAUAUGAUGAUGUUUUCAGGUUUACGUGGUGCAAUAGCGUUUGCUCUGGCAAUACGGGACACAGAAUCACAGCCUAAGCAAAUGAUGUUUACAACUACCUUACUCAUUGUGUUCUUCACAGUCUGGGUAUUUGGAGGGGGCACCACACCAAUGCUUACAUGGCUCCAAAUCAGGGUUGGUGUAGAUCCAGAUGAAGAUCUGAAGACAGAAAUUGCUAGUCAGACUGCAAAUAACCUGGAUAAAAACACAACCAAAGCAGAAAGUGCCUGGCUCUUCAGAAUAUGGUAUGGUUUUGAUCAUAAAUAUUUGAAGCCCAUUCUCACACAUGCUGGGCCACCACUUACUACAACUUUACCAGAAUGGUGUAAUCCUGUAGCCAGAUUACUAACUAGCCCUAGAGCAUAUGGGGAGCAACUGAAGGAUGAUGAUAUGGACUUUAUUGUCAGUAAUGAUGAACUGGCAAUAAAUUGUGCAACCUCAGACUCUUCUCCAAUGCCAGCACACAGCACAACAAAUGCACCCCCUCCUCUGGGUAAAGAAAACAUUUAUGAAGGGGACCUUGGCUUAGGAGGAUAUGAACUCCAAUCUGAAGCUACUCCAGGAGUAUCCUCAGCCUAAAGUCCGGUGAAAAUAUUCAUGACAAGUAGCACAAGGAGGAAUGCAAGCCAUGCUUAUUUUGCAGAGUUAGCAAGAAGCUGAAAAAUGUAUUAAGGGCACAAACUGAAAAGAAGUACAACUUUGCUGAAUCUAUCUCUGAAGCCUGGAGCAAUGAGAAUUUAUUACCACCCCAAAUAUUAUACAACUACAGUUAUUUUUUUCUGACAGUGGCCAUUUUUUAAUAACGGGAUUGAGGGCACUGCCUGUCUGCUACUGGGAAAUGACAUAUGCACUCAUAGGGCUGAAUCCUUAGACUCCAUUCUUCUAAGAUGGUAGCCGUGUUUGUCUGUCUGUAGCAGCAGAAAAUAGCAAGAGUCCAGUAGCACCUAUAAGACUAACAAAAAUUGUAGUAGGGUUGAGCUUUUGUGAGUCACUCACAGCUCACUUCGUCAGUUAUCAGCUCUUUUCUACUUUUGCAGUUGGAGGAAGCUUUGGCAUAGAGGAGUGAUAGGAUCCAACCCUGAUUAGGCAUCAUCAUUUUCAGUCCAAUCUCAAACAUGAACAAAGGUUACGGAACAUUUUUCUUAUAAUUCACUCAGCAGAGUGAAGGAUAGAAAAUAGAUUGGCUACUCCAUGCUCCAAAUAACACACAUGUUUUUAUGAUGUGGCACGUUUUCCAGCAUACUCUCCUGUGGCGUGAAAUGAAAGGUAUUUCUAUACAAGCUGUUGGGUUUCUUUUCUCAUUCCAUUGCAGAGCUUUAGGAUUCUUUCAUCCUGUGGUAUUUUGCUGACAAAGGGUUAAUAAUGUAGUGCACAAAAAAUCUGAGCAUUGAUAUAUGAGCUGCUGAGGCCUAAACAGAUCGAUAAGAGAGGCACUUGAUAUUAUUAUUGUGAUUGAGCAUGAUUGCCAGUGUAGACAGCAAUUAUGCUUUCUUCGCCAACUCAUUUGUCACCACUCCUGUGCAGUAACUUCAUAAUGCAAAAUCGUGUGCUGACUUUGAGCAAUUUUUCAUCAAAUUCUAAUGUUCAGUUAUUACUUAUGGAAUCGGUGUGUAUAUUAGAAUGGGAGAGAGUGAGAGAGCUUGCAUGAUGGUCAAGAAUUCGAAAGCAAGAUAUGCAAAAUCUUUUGCCCACAUUCUAGUAUCUUAGAAUGAAAGAGUCCUAGACAGUCUUAGAUGCAUAACCACUGCAUGCUCAGCAUGGAGAAAAGGUCAUCUGAAUCAUUCAUCAUCAUGACCACAUAAAUAUCAUUGCUCAUUAGGAAGGGUUGGGUAGAGCUCCAAAACACUGCAGUCCUAAACAGAGUUACAUCCGUCUAAGCCUGUUGACUUCCAUUGACUUAGAAGGGUAUAACUGCAUUUGGGAUUAAACUAAAAGAACAAUUUGGGCUUUUGAAGUACUAUUUGAAUGACCCACUAGUGGCAUGCAUUGUACAAUAUGGACUGAAUCAUGGACAGGAAGGGUUGUUGUUAAUACAUGCUAUGGAAAGGUUGCUAGAUAUCUUCCUGGAUGGACUCUGGUACUUUUAAAAGAUCCAUGAUGGACAGCUUUUUUGGACCACUUGGCAAGUCCAUUCAUAUUUAUACCUAAGUACUGAAAUAUCCUACACAUUAUGAUCAGUAUCAGGAGGGAUGAUGGAGAAAUGGCAACCCACAACAGCUGUAUUGUGAGACAUAACAGGAACUGCCAGAUAGGGAAUGAGGUCACCAUAUGAUGGCGCUAUUAGGCUAUGUCUGCAGUACAGUUUUCUUGCUUUUCUGUGGUUACAUGCAUUGUAUCGGGUUGUAUGUUUCUUCUAGUAUUAAAAGAUCAUCCAAUGUCUACAUGUGUUUGGCUCCUCUUAGGCCCUAGGGACGUGGUUUUGUUUCCUUUCUAAUCCUCAAUCCUCUGACUGUUUCAAUGGAAAAACAGCUUCUGCAAUUCCACAUGUCUGUGUGAAUCAUAACUAAAGUGCAAAUGUGUUCUGCAUUUGUCUGUAAUGUUAAAUCAUGAAAGUUAUC
This is a messenger RNA of Eublepharis macularius, 4040 nucleotides long. It is a transcript of the gene SLC9A9, whose product is annotated as solute carrier family 9 member A9. Gene Ontology annotation, biological process: regulation of pH; proton transmembrane transport; sodium ion transport. Gene Ontology annotation, molecular function: sodium:proton antiporter activity. The transcript has 16 exons. Gene Ontology annotation, cellular component: recycling endosome; membrane. The record is from RefSeq and is a predicted model, not a curated record. The coding region runs from base 148 to 2061 and encodes 637 amino acids. Lineage: Eukaryota; Metazoa; Chordata; Lepidosauria; Squamata; Eublepharidae.